AUGAAGCAACGGUUCUCCUCUCUAGAUGUGAAGUCCUUGGUCAUUGACUCUGGUUUUAAAUGCUAUCUCACCAAUUUUACCAGAACGACAGCUCCUGCGCCUUCUGCAUUUGUAUCGAGGCUGAGGAAAUUUCUACGUUCGAGACGAGUGACUUCGGUGUCUCAAGUUGGGACUGACAGAAUCAUUGAAAUUCAAUUCAGCGAUGGUCAAUACCGAUUGUUCCUAGAAUUCUAUGCCAGUGGAAAUAUCGUCCUUGCCGACGCCGACUUAUCCGUUCUCGCCCUUUUUCGGAAUGUUUCCGAAGGUGUAGAUAACGAACAGCUUCGAGUGGGGUUGAAAUAUUCGCUGGAAAGCCGACAAAACUAUCAUGGUAUUCCGGCCUUAAGUCGUGACAGGAUCAGAGAUGGUUUGGAGGCAACGCUUCGAAAGAGGAGCGAAGGCGUCUCUCAAACCCGCAAGAAGGGAAAAGAGAAGCCAGGGGACGUGUUACGCAAUGUAGUAGCCGCCGCUGCCACAGAAUUCUCACCUAUGUUGAUCGAUCAUGCUUUGCGAUUCGCUCAGAUUGAUCUGGCUACCCAGCCAGAUACAAUUAUUGCGGAUGAGGCUAUCUUUGACAAGAUUAUGAUUGCAUUAAAGGAAGCACAGAGAAUCGUUGACGAAAUCUCAUGUUCUGGCAUGAAGAAAGGCUAUGUUGUCGCUAAGCCUGCAAAAGGCGUCUCGAUCUCUUCAAUCGAUCACUCAGAUCCGAUGGAGUCCGUCAAUAAAGGCCUCCUGAAGUAUGACGAUUUCCAUCCUUUCAGGCCACAGCAAUUCACCAGUAGAACAGAUAUAUUCCUUAUACCCUUUGAAGGUUUUAAUAAGACGGUUGACGAAUUCUAUUCUUCGAUUGAAUCGCAGAAACUUGAGACGCGACUGACAGACAAAGAAGAAAGCGCUCGAAAAAAAUUGGAGAAUACAAGGUUAGACCACGAGAAACGUAUUGGUGGUUUACAACAAGUUCAGGAAUUGAAUGUUCGAAAAGCCCAAGCGAUUGAGGCCAACGUUCAACGAGUGAGUGAGGCCAUCGGUGCUGUCAACUCAUUGCUUACACAGGGAAUGGAUUGGCAAAAUGUAGCGCGACUCAUUGAGAAUGAGCAGCAGCGUCAUAACGCUGUUGCGGAGAUCAUUAAGUUGCCGCUUAAAUUUUAUGAGAAUAACAUCACCCUGUUAUUGGCAGAAGAAGACACUAAUGACGAGCUGGACUUCGAAGGUAAUGAGACAGAUAGCGAGGUGUCGGAUAGCGACAGCGGAAGCGAAAGUCAAGCAGUCGCUGCAAAAAAGCCUACGAAGACAUCUGAAGACAAGCGUCUAGCAAUUGAUGUUGACCUUUCACUCUCCCCCUGGUCGAAUGCACGUCAAUACUAUGAUCAGAAGAAGACUGCGGCCGUCAAAGAACAGAAGACGCUUCAGUCAUCAGAGAAAGCUCUCAAGAGUGCUGAGAAGAAGAUCGGAUCCGACCUAAAGAAGGAAUUACAGCAUGAAAAGGACUUGAUGCGACCUCAAAGGAAAGCCGUCUGGUUCGAAAAAUUUGCUUACUUCAUAUCAUCAGAAGGUUACCUCGUGCUGGGCGGCAAGGAUCUUCAACAAAGUGAGAUUUUGUACAAUAGACAUCUGAAGAAGGGCGAUGUCUACGUCCAUGCGGAUCUACAGGGGGCUGCGUCUAUAGUUAUAAAAAACAAGGCUGGCAAACCUGAUGAUCCUAUCCCACCAAGCACGUUAUCGCAAGCCGGUACUCUAGCUAUUGCAACCUCAAGUGCUUGGGACUCGAAAGCGGUCAUGUCAGCAUGGUGGGUUCCAGCUUAUCAGGUUUCUAAAACGGCCUCCCAUGGAGACUUUCUCCAAGCUGGAAACUUCAAUAUCAAAGGUGAGAAGAACUUUUUGCCCCCGGCACAAUUAUUGCUAGGCUUUGGGCUUCUCUUCAAGGUCAGUGAGGAGAGUAAGGCUAGACACCUGAAACAUCGGGUUCACGAUGAUCCGCUCCUGGAGAUUCAACAAGUAAAAGCGUCGAAGGAGGAGUCCGAGUUAGAAUCCACCGCCGACGGACGGGACAAUCAAACGACAGACCAUCAAGGCAAUAGUGGUAGCGAUGAGGUAGAUGACAGCGGGGAUGACUCUCGUAAAGAUGACAAUGUAGACAAGCACGCACUGAAUGAAGAGGAGGAUGAAGAUAAAGGCUCGGAUAGAGAAGUCGUGAACCCGCUGCAACCUGGUGGGCCUCAAGGAGAAGAUCCAGAAGCGGAAGGUGAAGACGUUCUUUCCGAGCGUGCUGAUAACGACGAUGCGAUCACUGAGCAUGUCUCACAAACAGGAGAUUCCGAUUCAGGAAUUGCGACGCCUGAUCUUGUUGACGCCGAAGGCGUGAACCCUGGUCCUCGUACGGACGGUCCAGGCUCGGCUGACCUUGCAGAAAUCAACACCGAGAAGGCCGAGAUGCCAUCCGACAGCAAGAUCCAAACAGAUACUGCUUCUAAUCCUGAUGCAAAACAGCAACAGAAGCAAUCCCAUGUUCGAGGAAAGCACGGCAAGCGACAGAAGCAGAAAAUCAAAUACGCCCAUCAAGACGAGGAAGAUCGAGCCCUUGCCAUGCGCUUACUGGGCUCAGCCGCUGCCCAAGAGCGCGCGAAAGAAGCCACCGAAGCAAAAGCCAGCAAGGAACAAGAGCUGGUGGAGCAAAAGGAGCGAAGGCGAAAACAGCACCUCAAAGCUGCCGAACGAAGUAAGGAAGCAGAGGAAGCGCGAAGGCGGCGGUUUGAAGCCGGUGAAGAUGGUGAUGAUGGUGAGGAGAACGAAGGCACAGACGUGGCUGUGGACCUAGACUCCUUCAUCGGCGCACCGUUACCAGGUGACGAGAUCCUGGAUGCACUGGUGGUGUGUGGCCCAUGGGACGCAAUUGGAACGCGCUGUCGAUGGCGGGCUAAACUGCAGCCUGGCGCGACGAAGAAGGGAAAAGCCGUGAAGGAGAUCUUGACAAGGUGGAAUGCUCUUGCUAACGAAGAGAUCAAGAGGAAACGCGGGGGAAGUGGUGAGGGGAACGACCUCAUGGUUGAAGAGGAAAGAAUAAGGAAACGGGAGGCGGAGUUGAUUAAGCAGAUUCGAGAUGUGGAGGUCGUGGGGACUGUGCCGGUAGGCAAGCUCCGAGUUGUGAUGGGCGGAGCAGAAAAGGGGGGAAAGGUGGUGGUGGAGGGAAAGGGAAGGCAGGAGGCAGGGGUGGGAAAGGAGGGAAGAGGAAGUGAACACAAGCAUUCUUGUGCUGUAUAA
Messenger RNA from Bacidia gigantensis, 3297 nucleotides. RefSeq lists its product as uncharacterized. The transcript has 2 exons. The coding region runs from base 1 to 3297 and encodes 1098 amino acids. The record is from RefSeq and is a predicted model, not a curated record. Lineage: Eukaryota; Fungi; Ascomycota; Lecanoromycetes; Lecanorales; Ramalinaceae. Gene Ontology annotation, biological process: rescue of stalled cytosolic ribosome; ribosome-associated ubiquitin-dependent protein catabolic process. Gene Ontology annotation, molecular function: ribosomal large subunit binding; tRNA binding. Gene Ontology annotation, cellular component: RQC complex.